GUUUAUUUUUUGGAAUCAGUACGCUAACGACGAUCAUCGUAGAACGUUUCUCCUAACUGUACAGCGGCCACGUGUUUUCCUGAUUAUCCAUAUCAUACACCAUGACUACAGUCGAAGGAUAUAAACUAGGAAAGUUACUCAUUGAGGGUAAGACUAAGCAGGUAUAUGAAUUACCUUCACAUCCUGGCCAUUGUUUGAUACUCAGCAAGGAUCGCAUAACAGCUGGAGAUGGUGCUCGUGCCCAUGACUUGGCAGGAAAGGCUGAAAUUUCCAAUACCACAAAUGGUUUAAUUUUUCAAAUUCUCAAUGCAGCAGGCCUCAACACAGCCUACGUAAAACCGGCUGGGCCAAAGGCCUUCAUUGCCAAGAAUUGUACAAUGGUACCAAUUGAGUGGGUAACAAGACGUUUAGCAACUGGUUCAUUUUUGAAACGCAAUCCUGGUGUACCAGAGGGCUACCGAUUCUCACCACCCAAGCAAGAAACGUUCUUCAAGGAUGAUGCCAAUCAUGAUCCACAAUGGUCGGAUGAACAAAUCAUUUCAGCCAAAUUCAAUUUCAAUGGUUUAUUAAUAGGCCAGGAUGAGGUUGAUAUCAUGAAAAAAACUACAGUGUUGGUGUUUGAAAUUUUGGAAAGAGCUUGGGCAACUAAAAAUUGUGCCUUAAUUGAUAUGAAAAUUGAAUUUGGUGUGGAUCAACAGGGCAACAUUGUCUUGGCCGAUAUCAUCGAUUCGGACUCUUGGCGUCUUUGGCCUGCCGGUGACAAACGCUUGAUGGUCGACAAAGAUGUUUAUCGUAAAUUAGUAACUGUCACUGAUGAAUCACUGGAUACCGUUAAGCGUAAUUACAUUUGGACAAGUGAACAAUUGAAGGAUAUUGUUCCCAAAAAUGAUCAUCUUGUGGUAAUUUUAAUGGGUAGCGCCUCCGAUAAAGCUCAUUGUGAAAAGAUUGCUGACUACUGUAAGACAUUUGGCUUGAAUACUGAAUUACGUGUGACCUCAGCUCACAAAGCACCCGAAGAAACACUGCGCGUAAUGCGGGAAUAUGAGAGUGUAAUGAGCAAUCUGGUCUUCAUUGCUGUCGCAGGACGAUCGAAUGGUCUGGGACCUGUUCUUUCGGGUAGUACCACAUAUCCUGUCAUCAAUUGCCCUCCUGUCAAAGCCGAAAACAUGCAAGUCGAUGUUUGGUCCAGUUUAAAUGUGCCCUCCGGAUUGGGCUGUCCAACAGUUAUGUAUCCCGAAGCAGCUGCUUUGCAUGCAGCUCAAAUCCUGGGUCUCCAUAAUUAUAUGAUUUGGGCUAAAUUGCGCACCAAACAAAUGCACAACUUCAUUACAUUGAAGAAGGGCGACCAAGAGGUUCGCGGUGUUCGCAAUGCAUAAGUUUUCCUUCGGAUUUGUUAUUAAGUGUGCCUACCUAUUAUGUAAUGUUUGCUUCUUUUUUACACACGCAUGUGCGUAUAAAUCAGUUUUGUUAAAAAUAAAAUUUUUCUACCACUAAACUAAAAAUA
Molecule: messenger RNA, 1504 nt
Organism: Stomoxys calcitrans (stable fly)
Lineage: Eukaryota; Metazoa; Arthropoda; Insecta; Diptera; Muscidae
Gene: Paics
Product: bifunctional phosphoribosylaminoimidazole carboxylase/phosphoribosylaminoimidazole succinocarboxamide synthetase
Exons: 6
Coding region: 102-1376 (424 amino acids)
Biological process (GO): 'de novo' IMP biosynthetic process
Molecular function (GO): phosphoribosylaminoimidazolesuccinocarboxamide synthase activity
Source: RefSeq, a predicted model, not a curated record